GUCUUCUUGCACGACAACAUCCAGAAUUGCACAUCCUGAGUGAUUCGUCGAUGGCACACCAGUGGGUUUUGCAAGCACCAUCUCAUGACUCUGUAUCUUGCUGCCAGCCAUACCGAAGCCGAUGAACCAGAAUGGAAUGAUGUUCUACGGCGACAGCAAUUCGCCCUUGAAAUUUACUCAUUUAAUCAUAACGUCACUUCCACAAUGUUAACGCUGGGCUCCGCCCCUCUCGAGCUCUCGAGUCUCGACCCACAACAAAUGACUUGGAGUGAAGGAUUUUUGCUGCACAAACCCGCAUCGAUACCUGAACUUCAAGUCUUCAACCCUGCCUAUGUAUUAGGAGUUUGGUAUGUAGGAUAUCUUUCGCAAGGCUCUCAAACGCAAUCUCUUCCCCCAGGGGUUUCACCUCACAAUUCAAGGACUCCCACGUGUAGCCCUCCCCCAACCACAAGCACCCCUCAUGACCCAACCCACCUUUGUCGCCGUUAUCACCGCCACCUCUUUUUCAGCCUGAAGGGAGGCUUGAGUGUCGACAAGCCUUCAUCCUUGUUUGCUCAUCGCCACAAUAGGAUGGAGAGGUCUGGGCUUGGUCUUGGGAACGGCACCGGAAAUAGAACAGGAAGAGUCAACCUCUCCCGAAGAAAACAGACUUAUGUCCUCCCCGGUCACCCACAGAAUGCUUACGACAGGACCUCCAACCAUAGAAUGACUUUCGGUCCAAGGACUGCCAUAGGCUCUGCUGCUGCUGGGCUGCACGAUGGAGAACGAGGGGGGUCUGGUACAAGGUUCGAACAAGAGAGGGCAGGGUGUGUCGAUGUUGAUGUUGCGUUUUCACUGUUCAGAGGCCACAAGUUCGUCUUUGCUUGAUACGAUGAUCGCAUGUAUGGCAGGGAACGCUGGUGCAGAAUGGAGCCCAAGUCCGACGUUCUUCUCAAAUCCACGACUGAUCCAACUAGCGUUGAGAAUGGUGGGAAUCAUCGAGUAACCAGUGUACCGUGCAUAGGAGAAGAGGAAGGUGGUAUUUGUCGCACUUCUAGAGUUCGAAGCCCGCUGAAAGUAUACAAUGUUCAGCUCAAGUUACAUCGCAUAUAAGUU
Molecule: messenger RNA, 1095 nt
Organism: Suillus clintonianus
Lineage: Eukaryota; Fungi; Basidiomycota; Agaricomycetes; Boletales; Suillaceae
Exons: 4
Coding region: 85-867 (260 amino acids)
Source: RefSeq, a predicted model, not a curated record